Lineus longissimus is the source of this 2589-nucleotide messenger RNA. Its product is annotated as protein JTB-like. Gene Ontology annotation, biological process: mitotic cytokinesis. The transcript is spliced from 4 exons. NCBI's taxonomy places the organism in Eukaryota, Metazoa, Nemertea, Pilidiophora, Heteronemertea, Lineidae. The record is from RefSeq and is a predicted model, not a curated record. Gene Ontology annotation, cellular component: membrane; spindle; midbody. Bases 479 to 955 code for a protein of 158 amino acids.
ACGGGUCUGCAGUUUACUUCUGAUUGGACUUCCGGUUUUCAGGAACAAAUAUUUUUGGCAACAAAACGUCGAUUUCACACCAUCUCGGAUAUAAAGUGAACUUGAAAUUACGAAGAUAAAACAUGUCUCACUAAAGAGAAAGUUACUAACGUUUAUUUGAUGGAAAUCGGACGUGUAAAUGCUGAGAAAUCGUCAUUUCAGUUUUAGAUUGAUUAGUGCAGUGUAUUCCUGUGCAUUAAUGUACACAUUAGUGCAUACUUAGAUCGAUAAGGAGAUAUCUACUACAAACGUGAUGAAGAGUCAUCGGACAUGCUGGCAUUAUUUUGAAAGUUCUCCGAUUUGAAUUCUAACGCUUGUGAAGUAACUGUCGAAAUCAACAGAACUGAAUCCACAACUUAUAUAUUUGAAUUAUAAAAAAUAGUGAGCACCAUCUUUCCUUGUUGAGACAAAGCCAAAGGCACAACCAGCCUUCGCCAAGAUGAUUGAGUUCUGUACCAAAAAGCGGAUGGCUAUUGCUAUUGUGAUACUGGUUGUUGUUUCUGUCCUAGUCCUGAUCCUUGAAAAUGGUAUAUCAGCAUUCAGCCAUCAUGAUCUGAAAGACCUGACCAGUGCACCACCAAAUGAUAGUGCUGUCUCCUCAAAAUGCUGGUUAACAGAAAAGUCUUCAGUCAAAUCGGAAUGUGUCAAAUGUUCUGAUUUUGAUGUGCAAGUCAAGCAUUCUUUCUGUCUAGAGACAGGCCAUAAACAACUGGUAAAUUGUGAAAAAAGUGGUGACCAAUAUAGGAGCUGUACAGUACCUCGAGAUACGGCUGCAGAAGAGAAGCAUUUCUGGAUAUUUGAAGCAACAACAUUUGUUUGUGGUCUGAUAUCGUAUGGUAUUGUCAUUCUACGACAAAAGAGAUUAGACAAACAUUUCCUAGAGAAGAUAAAUAAACAAAUUGCCUCGGGAGUAUGAUGAAUUGUGUUUUGAGAAGAGAUUAUUGUGAUGGUAGAACCAUCUUUUGUGUGGGUGGCAGCAUGUUUGGUCCAGAUCAGAGCAUGUUUUGGAGGAAACUAUGUGAGAACUUUUUAGUUUCUGUUGAGGUAUCUUGUGAGUUGUGGACUUGCACAAGGGUCAUGAGGUGUUGUUUAGUAUGAAGUUAUUAUGUCAGUUCAGGGUGCCCAGAGCAGAUGAUCACUUCACAUUCCAGUCACAUAGAAAAUGACAUUUCACUGAUGUUACUUUGGGUUUAGCGAUUGGACCUUUAUGUGUGCCCUCUAGUCAUGAAUCCAGUAGGACUGGGCAUGAUGACACUAUUAUGAUUUUCAAAUUAAUCUAAUGAGCUGACGGACAGAAGGGAAUUCUGUAUGUGUUUGAUUACUGUCUUGGCAGAUGAGGCACCUUUGUUUGCAUGCAUGUUCAUGUACAUAUGAGCCAGUUAAGACAUUUCUUUUGGCUGAAUCGAUUCGUUGAUUUGAGAUGGCUUUGUGUGUAUGUAAGCUUGCCAACAAUAAUGAGAUUAGCAAGCAAUAACUGUACUGGAUUCUUGUGUUCAGAAAUGUGGUAAAGGGCAAAUGAAGAGCUUCAGAGUGAUUAGCAUAAUUUUCGACUUCAGGCUCUCGUCAAAACGUUAAGGUGCAAGGCUUUUGCAGAAGAUUUGUGAUGUGUGGUCUAGUCUUUAGUAUACAUUACUUAUUCUGUUAUUUAUGUAAAGUGCUGCACAUGAUUAGCAUUUUAUUCAAGUUUGAUACAUGUAACAGGUGUUGAAUAUGAGACGAACAAUAUUUCAUACAGUGGGCUAUGGCCGAUUUACAGAGCACUUCUAUGUAAUGCAUAGAAUACCCUUUUGUUUGACCUCACAACAUUCCUGUUGCCAACUCAAAGGGUCAGAUGACUUUUACUGUAAAGGCUCUAUCCAUGUACUUUUAAAAGAAACUGUCAUUGGUAGAAUUUCCGAAACUUACAUGUACCAGUACAUUCAUGUACUUGUACCAAAGCGAUUAAUUCAUUGGCACCAAAAUAUUCUCUCCUCUCACAGUGUUGUCACCUUCUCAUGUUUCUCCGUUUGAAUGAGUUGUAAUGCAAUGAUAAAUCGGCAGAUGGCAUGAUGAGCCCAAAGAGACUAUCAGGUGGAUUUCAACUGACCUUCAGCUAACUCUGGAGGUGGAGUGUAUGUACAUGUAUCAAAAGGGUAUUCAGAUCAGUUAGAUGUACAGUUGUUAUAUUAAUGGGUCACCUACUUCUGUAAUGUUACAACUUUUUAUCCUGGAUGUUUUGGUCUGUGGAUCACCUGCAUUCAAUGAACUAUAUCUCACAGUCGCAUGUUUUUGAAAAUGUCACUUAAAGAUAUUGUAUUUUCAAAGAAUAUCUCUCCAAACAUUGUACAGUAUUUGUCAUGUGACAAGUUGUUUUUGUUAUGAAAUAAAUAUUUGAAUAAGAUAUAGAUUGCUUUGUUUUACAUCGGUAUUUUCUUUGUGCUUCCAACAUCCACGAGGAAUCCCCGACACAAGAAGUUGGAUUAUCUGUACCACAUCUAGAGCUGCAUCUUGGUCUAGUACUGGUAGUUCAUUUUUCUCCAUGAUCCAAACACUGUAGAUUCAAUACAGGUC